Messenger RNA from Arabis nemorensis, 2424 nucleotides. Lineage: Eukaryota; Viridiplantae; Streptophyta; Magnoliopsida; Brassicales; Brassicaceae. The record is from the annotation of a GenBank genome assembly.
AUGGGAAAGAAAUGGAUCGUGUUCUUUGCUUCUUUGGUCUUGUUUACCAUGUUUUCAAGUUUUUGCUUUGCAGGGAUAACGACAGAAAGUCCUUUGUCAAUAGGACAAACUCUCAGCUCUUCUAAUGGAGUUUAUGAAUUGGGGUUCUUCAGUCUUAACAACUCCCAGAAUCAGUACGUUGGAAUCUGGUUCAAAGGUAUCAUUCCUCGGGUGGUUGUGUGGGUGGCCAAUAGAGAGAACCCUGUUACAGACUCCACGGCAAAUCUAACUAUCAGCAGCAAUGGGAAUCUUCUCUUAUUGGAUGGAAAACGUGGCGUUGUGUGGUCCAUUGGAGUCACUUCUGCAUCUAACGGGUCUCGUGCAGAGCUUUCAGACAGCGGAAAUCUUUUGGUCAUAGACAAUGUUUCAGGAAGAAAUUUAUGGGAAAGCUUUGAGCAUCUUGGGGAUACUCUGCUCCCUUCCUCACCCCUGAUGUACAAUCUUGCCACCGGUGAGAAGCGGGUGUUGACUUCGUGGAAAAGUUACACUGAUCCAUCGCCUGGUGACUUUGUAGCUCAGAUUACACCGCAAGUGCCAACACAGGUGUGUAUUAUGAGAGGGUCGGCGCCUUAUUAUAGAACCGCUCCAUGGGCUAAAAUAAGGUUCACCGGGGUACCGCUAAUGGAUGAAACAUUAGCAAGUCCAUUUAGCUUUCAGCAGGAUGCAAACGGGUCAGGGUCUUUCUCUUAUGUAGACAGGAACUUCAAACUUUCACGUCUAAUUUUAACAUCAGAGGGCCAUCUGAAGAGGUUUCAUCAUAGUGGGACCGACUGGAAAGUAGCCUACGAGGCUCCAGCCAAUUCAUGCGAUUUUUACGGUCUGUGUGGACCUUUUGGGUUGUGUGUUAUGUCAGAACCUCCAAAGUGUAAAUGCUUCAAAGGGUUUGUACCAAAAUCCACUGAGGAGUGGAAAAGAGGAAAUUGGACUAAUGGUUGUGUAAGGCGUAUCAAACUAGAAUGUCAAGCAAACUCUACUGGCAAAGUUGCAAAUGUCUUCCAUCCUGUUGCCAACAUAAAGCCUCCAGACUUAUACGAAUUUGUAAGUUCCGUGGAUGCUAAAGACUGCUACCAAAGAUGCCUCCACAAUUGCUCUUGCUUGGCCUUUGCUUAUAUUCGUGGAAUCGGGUGCUUAAUAUGGAAUCAAGAGCUAAUAGACGUAGUGCAGUUUUCUGCGGGAGGAGAGCUUCUUUCCAUUCGUCUUGCACGCUCUGAACUCGGUGGAAAUAAUCGCAAGAAGACCAUUACUGCUAGUAUUUUGAGCCUUUCCCUUUUUGUGAUAUUGGGUUCUGCUGCUUUUGGUUUCUGGAGAUACAGAGUGAGACAUAACGCUGUUAUAUCAAAGGAAGACUCACAAGAUGCUUGGAGGAAUGGUCUGAAAGGACAAGAUGUCUCAGGUUUAAAUUUCUUUGAGAUGAAUACCAUUCAAACUGCCACCAAUAAUUUCAGUCUCUCAAAUAAACUCGGGCAAGGUGGAUUUGGCACAGUUUACAAGGGAAAGCUGCAAGAUGGGAAAGAAAUUGCCGUAAAACGGCUUUCUAGCAGCUCGGGGCAGGGCAAAGAGGAGUUCAUGAAUGAAAUAGUACUCAUCUCAAAACUACAACACAAAAACUUGGUUCGAAUUUUGGGAUGUUGCAUUGAAGGAGAAGAGAGGCUAUUGAUUUAUGAGUUUAUGAUGAACAAAAGCCUUGAUACUUUUCUCUUCGAUUCAAGAAAAAGGCUUGAGAUUGACUGGCCUAAGAGAUUCAGUAUCAUCCAAGGUGUUGCGCGUGGACUUCACUAUCUCCACCGUGACUCACGCCUUAGGGUCAUUCACCGAGACCUGAAGGUGAGCAAUAUUCUUCUGGAUGAGAAGAUGAACCCAAAAAUAUCAGAUUUUGGAUUGGCUCGGAUGUAUCAGGGAACCGAAUAUCAGGACAACACUCGCAGGGUUGCAGGAACUCUAGGAUAUAUGUCUCCCGAGUAUGCAUGGACUGGGACGUUCUCUGAGAAAUCUGACAUCUAUAGCUUCGGAGUGCUGCUGUUGGAAAUCAUCAGCGGAGAGAAGAUCUCAAGAUUCAGCUAUGGCGAAGAAGGAAAAACUCUUAUUGCUUAUGCGUGGGAAUCUUGGUGUGAAACCGGAGGAGGUGAUCUUUUGGAUAAAGAUGUUGCGGAUUCAUGUAAGCCAUUAGAAGUUCAGAGAUGUGUUCAGAUUGGUUUGCUCUGCGUUCAACACCAACCUGCAGACAGACCCAACACACUUGAGUUGCUGUCUAUGCUCACCACAACAUCAGAUCUUCCAUCACCAAAACAACCCACAUUCGUCGUGCACACGAGAGACGAAAAAUUCGUGUCUAAGGGUUUGAUCACUGUCAGUGAGAUGACACAGUCUUUGAUCCAUGGGCGUUGA